CACGCGCGUUGACGUUCCACCCCCCAGCGCGCGUGCAUCACGUAAAAGGACUUGGUAAUGGCUACUCACAUCUUUCAGAAUUUACAAUGGCACACGUUGUACUUCAUUUAUUCUCACUUCUCGUGUGUAGUUUAGUUCCGUUGUCAGGUGGAUUCCAUACAGCUAGACUAAAAUUAACCAAGACAGUUGUUGCCUUUCCACGGAGGGAACUGCAAGGGUAUGCGCCCAGCAACACACAGCGCCUGCUGCAAGCCAACGGGUCGAUAUAUGCAGGAUCUGGGCAACUUCUAUUUCGUCUGAGUUUCCAAACGGAAUAUUCUCAGGAGCAGAUCCCUGAUACGCUGUGCACAGAUUCAGCAUGUGGUAUAACCGUGAUGCAACCAGGGAAAGAUGGGUAUCCUCUAUUGGUGUGCACAGCCAAAGGAGACCAAACCAACUGCUGUCACAUGGAUACCAAUGGGUCCUUAGAUGACUGCAGAAAGGGUUUCACUAGAGGAGGAGAGCCUGCACUUCUCACUGGAGAUGCCCUGUAUACCACAUACUCGGGCGCUGGCUACAGAAAUGGGGUUUACCGAAGCCAACAGGGUACACUACUUAUGCCCUCAGGUCAAGCUGAUCAAAGGUAUGUGAAGAUCUUAGAAAAGCGCGAUAGAGACUCCCCACUGCAAGACAGGUUGUAUGCCUUCUACACGGAGAAGACUUUGGACCAGGACCAACAGUCUGACAUAUUCAUCCCACGUGUGUCUCAGAUCUGCAUGUCUGAUGUGGGCGGAUCGAAGGACAUCCUCCAGUAUCAGUGGACAUCCCAACUGAUUGGGCGUCUGUCGUGUGGGGACCCCGACAGGAAUCUGUUCUACAGCGAGCUAUUGGACGUGGCCGUACUGCCCUCUGCACAAGGAGAAUCUGACCUCCUCUACGGCCUCUUCAGAAACGCAUGGGAGAUGAGAGCUGUGUGUGUCUACUCUAUGAAUGACAUAAGUCAAGUCUUCUCCACCUCUGACUUCACAAUUCCCACUGACUCUUUCGUAGAGCGGCCUGGUGAGUGUGUAAGUGACAGCCGGAAACUCUCUCCAGACCUGCUGAAGUUCAUGAAGAAAGGCCCAGAGGUGGUGGAGUGGGUAAAGCCUGUGGGUAAUCGGCCCCCUCUGCUGGUUAGUCAUCGGCACUACACCCACAUCCAGGUGGACUCUGUUGGAGGACAAGAUAUACAGGAUACUCACAAGGUCCUGCUGCUGUCUAUGGAGAGUGGUGCCGUUCAUAAAGUCCUGGAGAAUGGCUCUGACCCCUUCAUCAUUGCUGAGUAUCAUCCUUUUCAACCCGGAACCCACAUCCUCAGCAUGCUGCUGGACAGCUCUGAGAAGAAGCUGUAUGUGGGCUCCAGUGCUGAGGUGGUCCAGAUUGACCUGAAGACCUGCAGUGUGUACGGAAAGCGCUGUGAGGACUGCAUCUUAGCCAGAGACCCCUACUGUGGCUGGGACCAUGAACAGAAGAUGUGCUCACCUUAUUCACAGAACACCAUUCAAUAUGUUGAAGAUGGAGAUUUCCAUAAAUGCACAGAUGGGGUGACAAGUCCCAGCACAGGAGGCGGAGCAAAGAAGGGCACAUUUGGGAUUCAGGAGUCCUCCAGACACUACCUGUCGUGCCCUGUGCUGUCCCAGCAUGCCGAGUACCGCUGGCUGCAUGACGGGCAGGAGAGGAGCGCUCUGAUGGACAGGGACCAGAGUCAGCUGGUGCUGCUGAUAGAGGACAUGGGAGCCUCAGAUCAGGGUCUCUACCGCUGUGUCUCCAGUGAGGGGGACUACAACAAGACUGUGGCCCAGUACUCACUCAGGCUGUCAAGUGGAGGGCAGGGGACCAGGGGCAACAUUCUGGCUCUGGUCUCAGUGGUGGUUAUGGGUCUACUGCUCAGCUAGCGUCCUGGGAGGGCAAUGACCUGCUGGGUAGGUCAUAGACCAAGGAUACAAAGAGUAUAUCUAUAUGGCUAGUACUGAGCAGCUGUGAUUGGCUCUGAUGGCAGACUGCCAUUCACUUAGAGCUGGCUCUGAGUGACUUGAAAGGGCUCAUAGCAUGAAGUAGAUCUUCACUGAAAUUACAUUGUAAUGAUUAAAUUUCUUUCAUUCUUUUAUAACACAGUUACCGUACGUAAGUUGAGAAUGUACAGUAUAUUACAUCAUAUAUCCUAUGCAACAAUGUACUUCAAAGAUCAGUGAUAUACUGAGAUUGAGCUAUCCAUUCAAAACUACUCAUGUUUGUUACAUGUUUCAUGUUUAUGAUGUUUAUAAUUCACUAGGCUGCUUCCUUGAUGGCCUGUCCACUUCAAUUCUGUUACAGGUUCUGCGUUCUACAAAUUGGACGUUCUGUUAUGUUGCUAAUUGGAUAACAUGUAGUUAGCAUAGCACGACACUAACUGUGACUAACUGGAAUGUGAAGAUUGUAUGUAUCUUAAACUACCUCAAACGAUUUUUGUUUUCUAUGCUGUAUCAGCCUGUGCCCCUACAUAGGGCUUUUGUGUUUAACCUUUUUCUUCAUUUCAGCACUUUGUGAAAUUAAUGUUUAUUAUUUAUUGAAUAAACCAGGAUCAGGACCACAUAAGUUUGUUCAGCAAUAUAUGCAAUAUUUUCACGAGUUGACUUUUCAGAAAAUUGACUCAAUGUCACCUCGACUACAUCUCAAAAACUGGUGUCAGGGGAGAGCUUAACUCCAUAAGCUGUCUGUAUGAAUCAGGGCGGGGGGACUGGGAAUAAAAAAGCCUGCACAUUUUUGUGUGGAGCACUCUAAAUUGUGGGCCAUUGUACUAAAUGCAAGACACUUAACACCAUCGUCCUCUGAGGACUGUCUGACCACUGGGAAAGGCCCUGUAUGCCAGACUAUCAGCAAAGCCAUGAAUGCUGUUCAUUUGGAGGACUCCCUGAUGGAAGAAAUGCUGCACAUGACCCCCACAUUGCAGAACUUGCUGUUGGAGGAAGAGAACGAUGAUUAGCUGGACUAAUAAUAGUCAUCACAGGGGGACUAGUUUACGAUUUGCCUUAUCGAGUCAACAACAUGUAGGCCUAAUGAAACUAAUG
Molecule: messenger RNA, 3065 nt
Organism: Engraulis encrasicolus (European anchovy)
Lineage: Eukaryota; Metazoa; Chordata; Actinopteri; Clupeiformes; Engraulidae
Product: semaphorin-7A-like
Exons: 14
Coding region: 87-1913 (608 amino acids)
Biological process (GO): positive regulation of cell migration; positive regulation of macrophage cytokine production; positive regulation of ERK1 and ERK2 cascade
Cellular component (GO): plasma membrane; external side of plasma membrane
Molecular function (GO): semaphorin receptor binding; chemorepellent activity; integrin binding
Source: RefSeq, a predicted model, not a curated record